Osmerus eperlanus (European smelt) is the source of this 1844-nucleotide messenger RNA. RefSeq names its product tyrosine 3-monooxygenase/tryptophan 5-monooxygenase activation protein, eta polypeptide (gene ywhah). NCBI's taxonomy places the organism in Eukaryota, Metazoa, Chordata, Actinopteri, Osmeriformes, Osmeridae. The record is from RefSeq and is a predicted model, not a curated record. Bases 259 to 999 code for a protein of 246 amino acids. Gene Ontology annotation, biological process: intracellular protein localization; signal transduction. The transcript has 3 exons. Gene Ontology annotation, cellular component: cytoplasm.
CAGCAGCGGCAGCCCUCGCCCUUCACACCCCCCUCUACAGACAAACUGGAUUGACAGGACGCUUGCAGCAGCACCCCAUGUAAAUAGCAGUGGGAGGCCGUAGUUGCUAGUCAGCCGUCGGGUGGAGAUAGAAAGAGUAAAGGCGUGGGCCGAGGACCGGAAGGACAGUUAACUAGAUAUCUACGGCAUAAACGGUUGUUUUUGAUUUACGCAUCAUCCGCGUCUAGCUAACAACACUUGUAAGCAGCAGCAGCGAGGAUGCCAGACAGAGAGCAACUGAUACAGAAAGCUCGGAUGGCCGAGCAGGCUGAGCGGUACGAUGAUAUGGCCUCUGCGAUGAAACAGGUGACAGAGCUUGGGGAGCCGCUGAGCGAUGACGACCGCAACCUGCUCUCGGUGGCGUACAAGAACGUGGUGGGAGCCAGGCGUUCCUCAUGGAGGGUGACCUCCAGCAUCGAGGCCAGGGUCGUGUCCGACGACAACGAGAAGAAGCUGGAGCUGGUGCGAGCCUACAGGGAGACCAUCGAGAAGGAACUGGAGACCGUCUGCCAGGACGUCCUCACCCUCCUCGACCAGUUCCUCAUCAAGAGCUGCGACGCGGAGCAGCUGGAGGGCAAGGUGUUCUACCUGAAGAUGAAGGGAGACUACCACCGUUACCUGGCCGAGGUCGCCACGGGUGACAAGAACACAGCCGCCGUCCAGGCCUCCGAGGUGGCGUACCGGGAGGCCUACGAGAUCAGCAAGGGCAUGGCUGCCACUCAUCCCAUCCGCCUGGGCCUGGCUCUCAACUUCUCCGUGUUCUACUACGAGAUCCAGGGAGCUCCGGAGCAGGCGUGCCAGCUGGCCAAGGAGGCCUUCGACGAGGCCAUCGGACACCUGGAGAACAUGAAAGAGGACUCCUAUAAGGACUCGACCCUCAUCAUGCAGUUGCUGCGGGACAACUUGACCUUGUGGACCACUGACCAGCAGGCCACCGAGGAAGUGGGGGCCAAUGACUGAGGCCCCCCUUGUCCCCUCCUCUUCUACCUUGGAUAGUCUUUAGCUAGAGUAGCCACAUCAUUUCAUCAGCCCAUUCUGAUUCCCCGUUUCGUCUUCUCCUCCUCUCUCCCCGUCCACUUCCUCAUCCGCCCCCUCUGUCUCGUCGUGUCGUCACGGUGACCUACUUGUGGGGGGGAAAAAGAGGGUUUUGUCAGUUAAGGCCUGCUGCCCGUCCUCCAUUCUUAAGUUUCCUCCUCUCCCGCGUUCACAAGCUCACCUCGACUCUCACUUCCUGUCUCUCUCUCUCUUUGUCUGUCUCUCUCUCUCUCUGUCGGUCUAUAUCGCUCUCUCACUCUCUCUGUGUCUCUCUCUGUGUCGGUCUAUCUCUUUCUCCCCUCCCUAGGUUUUUUGAGCCUGGCCCACUUUCUGUGCACUGGUGGCAUUUGUUUCCUUUUCCCAUUCAUUGUUGCUGAUAAUGAACCGACUGGUUGGUAUUCAAGUGACAUUUAUACAGGAAGUUCCGCGAGGACCAUUUAGUUUGUCUAUCACGAAUUGGGUGUCUGUAACGCUAAUUAGGGAAAUGAUUGAUUUGUUCAGUUGCCCAUCUACAUUCAUUAGAAUGUUGUGCUUUUCCUUGACUGAACCCUGUCACUGUAAGACUUUGGUGACCCAUCCUCUCUGUUUCCUGUGUGUUUUCAUGGACACGCCCUUAUAAGGGCAGUUUGUCUUCACGGGUGAUUGGACGGCGUCUGGUUUUUCAGUUCCAGUUGCCGAAUAAUAAAAACAUGUUUUGUUUUUAUUAUUAUUAUUAUUGUUAAUAUGUGGUCAUUAAAACAAUUCCAUUAAAACAUUACCUACCAUGGGAA